This is a messenger RNA of Periophthalmus magnuspinnatus, 877 nucleotides long. It is a transcript of the gene cacng5b, whose product is annotated as calcium channel, voltage-dependent, gamma subunit 5b. Gene Ontology annotation, cellular component: AMPA glutamate receptor complex; postsynaptic density membrane. Gene Ontology annotation, biological process: transmission of nerve impulse; regulation of AMPA receptor activity; calcium ion transport. The coding region runs from base 1 to 867 and encodes 288 amino acids. The transcript has 6 exons. The record is from RefSeq and is a predicted model, not a curated record. Lineage: Eukaryota; Metazoa; Chordata; Actinopteri; Gobiiformes; Gobiidae. Gene Ontology annotation, molecular function: voltage-gated calcium channel activity; channel regulator activity.
AUGAGUGUGUGCAGCAGGAAGGCGCUGACCCUCCUCAGCAGUGUGUUUGCUCUGAGCGCUCUGGGGCUGCUGGGAGUGGCAGUCAGCACAGACUUCUGGCUCUACCUGGAGGAGGGUGUCAUCAUACCCCUCAACCAGACCACCGACAUCAAGAGCUCCCUGCACUCAGGCCUGUGGAGGGUCUGCUUCCUGGCUAUCUCUGUAGUUCAAGUCUUUAAUAUGAAAAAAUCAGGUGAAGAAAAAGGUCGCUGCUUUACCAUUGAGUACAUUAUGCCCAUGAAUGUGCAGAUGACAUCAGAGUCCACUGUAAAUGUGCUAAAGAUGAUCCGCUCAGCCACGCCCUUUCCUCUGGUCAGUCUGUUCUUCAUGUUCAUUGGCUUCGUCCUGAACAACAUUGGACACGUGCGCCCACACCGCACCAUCCUGGCCUUCGUCUCCGGCAUCUUCUUCAUCCUCUCAGGCUUGGCUCUGGUGGUUGGUCUGGUGCUGUACAUUUCCAGUAUCAAUGAUGAAGUUUUGAAUCGGACCAAAAGCAGUGAGGCCUACUUCUCCUAUAAGUACGGAUGGUCUUUUGCUUUCGCCGCCAUUUCUUUCCUGCUUACGGAGAGUGCUGGUGUGAUGUCAGUGUAUUUGUUCAUGAAGAGAUACUCUGCGGAGGAGAUGUACCAGCCGCGCCACGCUGCUUUCUACCGGCCGCGCCUCAGUAACUGCUCGGACCACUCGGGACAGUUUCUGCACCCUGAAGCCUGGUCUCGAGGACGCAGCCCCUCGGACAUCUCCAGUGACGCAUCCCUCCAGAUGAGCACCAGUUACCCUGCACUGCUCAAAUGUCCCGAAUAUGACCAGGUGUCCUCCUCUCCAUGCUGAGACCUCAAGG